Messenger RNA from Anopheles moucheti, 2161 nucleotides. RefSeq names its product 4-hydroxyphenylpyruvate dioxygenase. The record is from RefSeq and is a predicted model, not a curated record. The coding region runs from base 892 to 2037 and encodes 381 amino acids. Gene Ontology annotation, molecular function: 4-hydroxyphenylpyruvate dioxygenase activity. Gene Ontology annotation, cellular component: Golgi membrane; endoplasmic reticulum membrane. Gene Ontology annotation, biological process: L-tyrosine catabolic process. The transcript is spliced from 3 exons. Lineage: Eukaryota; Metazoa; Arthropoda; Insecta; Diptera; Culicidae.
AGUACCGCGUAGAUGUAAACAACUUGCUGGAGGCUCGGCUAUCUAGUACUACGCCUGUGCCCACCUGUCCAACGCGUGGUUUAUCUGGUGUACCGCGGAACCUGACCACACAUGAACGGCAUUUCAUUGCCAUCGCGGCGUAUUAAAUAUUCAAACCUGAUUCAUUGCAAGAUCGUUACGCUUCCACGUGUGGACAUGACUGUUACUUUCUUACGAUCGUUGUUUCUAACCGUUGGGCAACACCUCAGAUUACUAGAGGAAUGUCCGUCCGUCGGAAAUGCGUUGUCUCCAGGGGGAAAGUGUAAGCACGAUCGGAACCGUGAAAGUUCUAUUCUCUUGUAGGCUAACAUUUCACGCAGCAUACCAUCUCCAGGACCGGUUUUUGGGGAACCAUUAUCAACGGGGACGUCAUAUCGUGGAUCGAGUUUGUAUGUGUAAUUCAUUCCGCUCACCCUAUCAACAGUGUCACCGGUGAGACGUUAGGAACAGGCGUUUGUUCUUUCGUGCUUAGCAAAACAGGAUCUCAAAACCCGUCCCAUGCGACAUGGUUGUGUCCGAUCGAUAAGCGGAAUGGCGAUUGAAAAUAAAAACACUUCACUAGGAGACGACCUGUUUGGUGUUCCCAUGGAUUCGUACCGAUGAUCAAUUCGAAGCUAUAAAAGAUUCAACCGGUGGGAGGAUUAGAAUCAGUUUUUCUUCCAGCGUGCUUUCGAUAGCGUGGUGUUGUUGCAGUCCGUGACAAAGGAUCAUUGAAGUGGGUGGGUGCAGAUUCAACAAAACUUUAAGCUGUGAUCAAGCGUUGUGCAUUUGUGUUAGAAUCCUUUCAUUGCGUGCUGUUGUUCUUUUUUUAAAAUAAUUUGUUGGUUAGUUUCUUACGUCCAUAACCGUACUAUGACCACAUACACCGAUAAGGGACCCAAACCGGACGGUGGAAAGUUUCUUGCGUUCGAUCACAUCACAUUCUACGUGGGAAACGCCAAACAGGCGGCCAGCUACUAUACGACGCGUUUCGGGUUCGAGGAUUACGCGUACCAGGGUUUGGAAACGGGCAGCCGCCAGCUGGUGAAGCAUGCCGUCCGCCAGAACCGGAUCGUGUUCGUGUUUGUGUCGGCCUACGAGCCGGGUCACCGUGAACACGGAGAUCAUCUGGUACGACACGGAGACGGAGUUAAGGAUGUUGCUUUCGAGGUCGAGGAUCUGGACGUGAUCGUGCGCCGUGCGAAGGAACGGGGCGCCAAGGUGGUGCGCGACGUAUGGGAAGAGUCCGACGACCAGGGUACGGUACGGUUUGCGACGGUGCAAACGUACGGCGAUACGGUGCACACGUUCGUCGAGCGCCACCGCUACCGGGGACUGUUUCUGCCCGGCUACAAACCACCGCUGUAUAGGGACGUGCUGCUGCCCACGCUGCCAACGGUCGGGUUGAACUUUAUCGAUCACGUGGUCGGCAAUCAACCAGAUUUGCAGAUGGAAUCGGUUGCCGCCUGGUACGAGAAGAUGCUAAUGUUCCACCGUUUCUGGUCGGUGGAUGAUAGCCAGAUCCAUACGGAGUAUUCGGCGCUUCGGUCGAUCGUGGUGACGAACUACGAGGAAACGGUCAAGAUGCCGAUCAAUGAACCGGCCAAGGGGAAGAAAAAAUCCCAAAUCGAGGAGUACGUCGAGUAUUACGGUGGGGCCGGCGUGCAACAUAUUGCGCUGAACACGAGCGACAUUAUUGCCGCUAUACGUAACCUGCGCGCACGGGGCCAGCAAUUCCUGUCCAUCCCGGACACGUACUACGAUCAGUUGCGCCAGCGGCUCAAGUCGAGCAGCGUGAAGAUUAAGGAAGAUCUGGCCGUGCUGCAAGAGCUGAAAAUUCUGAUCGAUUACGACGAGGAUGGGUAUCUGUUGCAGAUAUUCUCCAAGAAUAUGCAAGACCGGCCGACACUGUUCAUUGAAGUUAUACAACGACACAACCAUAAUGGUUUUGGUGCUGGCAACUUUAAGGCACUGUUCGAAGCGAUCGAAGCGGAUCAAGAAAAGCGUGGAAACUUGUAAAUGAAACCCAGAACACGAAUUUACACGGCUAGAAUAUGAUAUCUAUUAUAUCAAGCUCAAUGCAAACGGGCAUUUGCUUUGUUUCGGCAAUGAUGCAAACGUAAAUAAAAAUAAAAUUUGUGCA